Messenger RNA from Vigna unguiculata (cowpea), 1921 nucleotides. It is a transcript of the gene PECT1, whose product is annotated as phosphorylethanolamine cytidylyltransferase 1. Gene Ontology annotation, biological process: phosphatidylethanolamine biosynthetic process. The record is from RefSeq and is a predicted model, not a curated record. Gene Ontology annotation, cellular component: cytoplasm. Lineage: Eukaryota; Viridiplantae; Streptophyta; Magnoliopsida; Fabales; Fabaceae. Gene Ontology annotation, molecular function: ethanolamine-phosphate cytidylyltransferase activity.
AGAAUUGUCGCACCAGUGCCGAAUAUUUUGCUUUCGCAAUUCCAAUUCGCUACGCUUUUCAUUCCAUUCCAUUCCAUUUGUGUGUGGUGCUACGAAUGAGGAAGGAGAAGAAGCGGUGAUACACAGACAUCGGCAUCGAGAGAGGGAGAAAGAGAGAGAGAGAGAGGGAAAAUGGGUAGUUACGAGGCGGUGACCGAGAAGCCGGCGACGGCGACGAAAUGGGUGGUGACGUGCAUGGUGGGAGGGGUGAUCGUGGGGGUGUCACUGUUGGGUGCAUACUCUAGCCAGCUUGGAAUGUUCUGGAAGAGCCGGAGACGCAACAAGAAACCCGUUCGUGUCUACAUGGAUGGUUGCUUUGACAUGAUGCAUUAUGGGCACUGCAAUGCCCUUCGCCAAGCUCGUGCACUGGGUGACCAGUUGAUUGUGGGGGUUGUUAGUGACGCCGAGAUCAUUGCCAACAAGGGUCCUCCCGUUACCCCUCUUCACGAAAGGUUGAUGAUGGUGAAUGCGGUGAAGUGGGUGGAUGAGGUUAUUCCUGAAGCUCCCUAUGCGAUAACUGAGGAGUUCAUGAAGAAGCUUUUUGAUGAGUACAAGAUAGAUUUCAUUAUUCAUGGGGACGAUCCUUGCGUUCUUCCGGAUGGAACCGAUGCUUAUGCUCAUGCUAAGAAGGCUGGUCGGUAUAAGCAGAUAAAGCGCACUGAAGGGGUUUCAAGCACUGAUAUUGUUGGUCGCAUGCUUCUCUGUGUGAGAGAAAGGUCUAUAAGCGACAGUCACAAUCAUUCUUCUUUACAAAGACAGUUCAGUAACGGCCACAGUCCAAAGUUUGAAGCUGGUUCACCUGCAGCAACUGCAAGUGGAACUCGAAUAUCUCAUUUUCUGCCAACAUCUCGUAGAAUUGUUCAGUUCUCAAAUGGGAGGGGUCCAGGACCUGAUUCUCGCAUUGUAUAUAUAGAUGGUGCUUUUGAUCUCUUUCAUGCUGGACAUGUGGAGAUCUUGAGGCUUGCUAGGGAUCUUGGAGAUUUUCUUCUUGUUGGAAUACACACCGAUCAGACAGUCAGUGCAACCAGAGGAUCACAUCGUCCUAUCAUGAACCUUCAUGAAAGAAGUCUGAGUGUUUUAGCAUGUCGCUAUGUGGAUGAGGUCAUAAUUGGUGCACCAUGGGAGGUGUCCAAAGAUAUGAUCACUACGUUUAACAUUUCAUUAGUUGUUCAUGGAACCGUUGCAGAAAAUAAUGAUUUUGAGAAGGAACAAUGCAACCCAUAUGCUGUUCCUAUUAGCAUGGGCAUCUUCAAAGUUUUGGAAAGCCCUUUAGAUAUAACAACUACUACAAUAAUUAAAAGAAUUGUCUCAAAUCACGAGGCAUACCAGAAACGAAAUGAGAAGAAGGGGGAGAGUGAGAAAAGAUACUAUGAGGGCAAGGGUCAUGUGUCUGGAGACUGAUUUGUGUCUCGUUUGAAACACACACACAUAAUAGUCUUAUCGAAAAAUAGGUUUUUGUUCAGACUUGGUAAACUAUGUUGGAUAUCGUGUUCUGCAUCUCUACAAGUUAGCCGACACAGUUGACACGAGUAUCAAAGAAGUGUUUCCCAAUACCUUGGUGAUGAACUAAAUUAUGCAGUUGAAGUUAUACUUGAAUGGACUCUUGAACCCAAAUGUUCAACGCAAAUUAUUUUUCUUCAUUUUUUUAUCUUUGCAAUAACCUAUAUUGUAUUAUUUGUGUGUGAGAAUUUGAUGGAGAGUUGUGUUGUCUGAUUAAGUAUUAUUUAUUUUUUUUAUCAAUUAGAGAAAUUGUAUUCAGUAAAAAUGACAGAUGAAUAGUUUUAGAUUUGAAUUUCUGGUUGUUAUAGGAAUUAAGUUGUGGUGUGUAUGAUUAGGAGUGUAUUUUAUGGAUAUGGUUUUAUUACAUUACAUGUUGAUAGCA